Melospiza melodia melodia is the source of this 1912-nucleotide messenger RNA. RefSeq names its product ankyrin repeat and SOCS box containing 12 (gene ASB12). Lineage: Eukaryota; Metazoa; Chordata; Aves; Passeriformes; Passerellidae. Bases 183 to 1130 code for a protein of 315 amino acids. The transcript has 3 exons. The record is from RefSeq and is a predicted model, not a curated record. Gene Ontology annotation, molecular function: protein binding.
UCCCGCCGUGGCAUUUCAGCUGUGAGUGAGUGCACAGCCCCAGCCCUGCCAGAGCCUCUCCUGCUCUGCCCUGAGGGGCUCAAACCACGGCAGGACCCCCAUGGGACCCCCCUGGCCCCGGGGGCUCUGAGCAUCCCCCACGCCCAGAUCUUUGGCUUCAUCCUUUACCAUGAGAGCGGCACAUGGAGCCCAGCCCCGACAAGAUGACCCUGAUGGACAUCAACAAGAUGUUCUCGCUGCUGCAGCCCGGGGAUGACGAGGAGGCCAGCGAGGAGAGCGAGGAGCUGAGCCGGGCGGUGUGCCGGGAUGACCACGAGGCGCUGGCCCGGCUCCUGUCGCAGGACCGCUACCGGCGGCUGAUCAACCGGCGGAGCGGCUGGGGCGUGCCCAGCACCCCGCUGCGCCUGGCGGCGGCUCGGGGCAGCGAGCGGAGCCUGCGGCUGCUGCUGCAGCACGGAGCGCUCGUGGACAGCCUGGACGUGAAGGCGCAGACCCCGCUCUUCGUGGCGGUCAGCAACGGGCACGGCGAGUGCGUGCGGCUGCUGCUGGAGGCGGGCGCCAGCCCCGCGGGCAGCGCCUACAACAACUGCUCGCCGCUGCUGCUGGCGGCCCGCGACGGCCGGGCGGGCAUCGUGCGGCUGCUGCUGGAGCACGGCGCCGAGCCCAACGCGCGGGCCCGCCUGCCCGAGUGGGCGGCCAACACCGCGGCCUGCUCGGGCCCGCUCUAUCUGGCGGCCGCCUACGGGCACCUGGAGUGCUUCCGCCUGCUGCUGCUGCACGGCGCCGACCCCGACUACAACUGCACCGAGCCGGCCGUGCUGGCGCAGAUCCGCGAGCCCAAGACGCUGCUGGAGACGUGCCUGAGGCAUGGCUGCCGCCCCGACUUCAUCCGCCUGCUCAUCGACUUCGGGGCCAACGUGUACCUGCCCGGCGUGCCUCACAGCGACCGGGCCGGCCCGCGCAGCGAGGGGCUGGAGCUGCUGCUGCACGCCAGAGCUCAUCCCAAAUCUCUGCUGUCCCAGUCCCGGCUGGCCAUGAGGCGCCUCCUGAAGCAGCCUGGCCACUCGGCUGCCCUUAGAGAGCUGGAGAUCCCCACAGCCCUGGCCAAGUACCUGCAGCACCAGCCGUGAUGCCAGCCUGCCCAGGGACACCACUGAGCACGCCAGUGAAAACCUGCUCCACCCUGGUAGUGAAUCCCUGAGAUCUGUGGAACCUCUGGGAAUUUGGGGUCACAGGUUCAUUUUUGCUGCCAGGUGUCUCCAGAAGGCUGUGCCCAUGUGGAGAGGUGGGAAGGGAAGAGAAGGAGGAGAGAGAACAGGAGGUCUCAGCUCUGGUUUGCUGCAGAGCAAGGAUAGAGCAGGAUCUGUUCCUCUAGGUUUGCUUCAGACUGUCUGUACUGAGUGAUUUUACACCUUUAGCUGAUUUUGGUUGGAGAAGGGGCUGGGAAAGAGUGUGGAGGAAUUCUUGGCUGUGAGGAUGAGAAUUGUUCCCUGGCAGGGUGGGCAGGCCCUGGCACAGGUGGCUGCCCCUGGAUCCCUGGCAGUGCCCAAGGCCAGGCUGGACACUGGGGUUUGGAGCAGCCUGGGACAGUGGGAGGUGUCCCUGCCGUGGCAGGGGUGGCACUGGGUGGGCUUUGAGGUCCCUCCUGAUUCCAGGAUUCCCAGAGAAGUUCCCAAGUGCCUCCUCCAGUUGGGAGGGGCAGGAUUGGGGCUGGCCCUGGCCGUGUGUGCCCACCCCAGCGGGGGCAGAGCCCAGAACUCCCAGCUGGCAGCACAGGAGGGGCUGGGAGAGUCCCAGCUCUGACCCUAAACAUCAUCUUCUCAGCCCAAAAGUGCUUCCUGUUGGGGCUGAGGGUCUCUCGUGGUUGGGCAGGGCUGGGGUUUGGAUUAAAGUGUUCUGUUCUUGGUAUGAA